Molecule: messenger RNA, 1248 nt
Organism: Australozyma saopauloensis
Lineage: Eukaryota; Fungi; Ascomycota; Pichiomycetes; Serinales; Metschnikowiaceae
Gene: ERV46
Product: Erv46p
Exons: 1
Coding region: 1-1248 (415 amino acids)
Biological process (GO): retrograde vesicle-mediated transport, Golgi to endoplasmic reticulum; endoplasmic reticulum to Golgi vesicle-mediated transport
Cellular component (GO): endoplasmic reticulum; Golgi membrane; endoplasmic reticulum membrane
Source: RefSeq, a predicted model, not a curated record
AUGCCAUCCCACCCCAGGCUCCUUUCGCUAGAUGCGUUUGCCAAAACAGUGGAGGAUGCACGUGUGAAAACCGCCUCUGGUGGUAUGAUCACCAUGAUCUGUGUGCUCAUCGUUCUUCUACUCAUAAGAAAUGAAUACUACGAGUACACCAGUGUGGUGAUAAGACCCGAGUUGGUCGUCGAUAGAGACAUUAACAAGCAGCUAGACAUAAACAUGGACAUCACCUUCCCAGAGAUCCCCUGUGGUGUGCUUACCUUGGAUAUCUUGGACCUCACAGGCGAUUUGCACUUGGACGUUGUCCAGUCAGGCUUCGAGAUGUUCCGUAUUUUGGAACUGGGCGAGCAGGUCAAGGAUGACUUGCCCAUCAUGGCGCUGUCGAGCAACUUCGAUGAGCUCUGUAAAGGUUUGAGCGAGGAGGAGAGAAACAACGGUGCGCCAUGUGGUUCCUGUUACGGAGCUUUGGAGCAAAGCGAGUCGCAAUACUGUUGUAAUACGUGUGAAUCUGUGCGCUUGGCAUAUGCUGCCAAACAGUGGGGCUUUUUUGACGGCUCGGAGAUCAGCCAGUGUGAGGACGAAGGGUACGUAGCCAAGAUGGUGGAGCGCAUCAAUAACAACGAGGGCUGUAGAAUUAAGGGCUCUGCGAAAAUCAACCGUAUUUCUGGUAACUUGCAUUUUGCUCCAGGCGCACCAUUCUCCAGCAGAGGCAGACAUCUGCAUGAUCUCUCCUUGUGGGGCAAGUACGCCGAGAAGUUCUCCAUGAAACACAAGAUCGACCAUUUCUCUUUUGGCGAGGACCCUGGCUCGUCUGCAGCCCUUGCGUACUCCGACAUUGACCAGGUUCCAUCCAUCCAUCCACUUGAUGGAUUCACUUUUGAUGUGGGCAGAAAAAACCACGUAGCGCUGUACUACUUGUCUGUGGUGGCCACCAGAGUGGAGUUUUUGGAGAACAAGCGUGAUCCUGUCGACACCAAUCAAUUUUCUGUAAUAACACACGAUCGUCCGAUCCAGGGAGGAAGAGACGAUGACCACAGAAACACCAUGCAUGCACAGGGUGGAGUUCCUGGUGUAUUCUUCCACUUUGACAUCUCCCCUAUGAGAAUUAUUACCAGAGAGGAGUACGCCAAGACAUGGUCUGGGUUUAUCUUGGGCAUUGUGAGUUCCAUAGCGGGUGUUUUAACUGUGGGCGCCGCCCUCGACCGCUCAGUAUGGGCUGCUGAACAGGUGUUGAGAGGCAAGAAGGAUGCCUAA